CUUCACAACAACUUACUAGAAAGCUGAAGACUUUGCUCCAGUGCCACCCUGAUUCCGUACAACGAACUUGCUUGCUUCCUCUCCAACUGAUACAGUAGAAGUGUACGUCUGUGUGGGUGCUGUAGUCGUAGCCAAAUCCGUUGUCGUCGGUAGCCUACUGAAUCCGUCGAGGAGCUGGCGUCCCAGCUGCACUUUCACAAGAAAGCGCGACGCCUGCGACCCAAAACCGAUUUCAUUGACGACACAAAGUUAGAUUAAACCCUGCGUGCCACGCCACUAGCCUCGAUGGAGGAGGCAGACGGCAUGGAUGAGACGAUAAUCAUUACCCAGGAGGCCAACAAUGCCGCUCACGGGGCGGGACCCGCCGCCCUGCUAAUCCAGAAAGACGAGGUCUACGGCGACUUUUGCCUGCCCCCCUAUUGCGCUGCCAUCGUCAACUCCGCGCCCUUCCGCCGCCUGGGCCGGCUGAAGCAGUUGGGUCUGGCGCACGUGGCCUUCCCGGGUGCCGUACACACGCGGUACCAGCACUCACUGGGAGUAGCACACCUGGGUCACAAGGUGGUACGACAUUUGUACGACACCCAACGGGGGGCAUUGGGGGAUGUGUUGGACGAGCGAGCCAUUCGCCACAUAACAUUGGCAGGCCUGUGUCACGACCUGGGUCACGGCGUGUGCAGCCACGUGUUCGAGCGGGAGUUCCUGCGAUCAGCGCUGGGCAUAAAGUGGGACCACGAGGCCAUGUCGCUUCAGAUGCUGGACCACCUGGUGGCGGAGUGCGGAGUGGGGGAGGAGGUGAUGGAUGCGGAAGACGCGAAGCAGAUCGGGCAGUACAUCCAGGGAGUGAAACCCGAGACACGCGCCCAGUUACCCGAGGGCAAGCGGUUCCUGUACGACAUCAUUUCCAACGACUGCAACGGGAUCGAUGUGGACAGGCUGGACUACCUGCAGCGGGACGCGUGGCACUGCGGAGUGGGCCCGCUGGCGGUGUGUACGACAAGCCUGCUGAGCGGGGCCAAGGUCCUGGCCGACCAGCUCUGCUACCCCGCCUCCCAGUGUGGCAACGUGUGGAGCGCAUUCGCUGAGCGGGGCCGCAUGUUCCGGCACGUGUACACGAGCGAACGCACCAAGGGUGCCGAGCUGAUGGUGGUUAAAGCUCUGGUGGAUGCAAACGGCGUGCUGGGUUUCACACGCCUGGUGGAGAGGGCGGAGGAUUUCAUCCACCUGGACGACACGCUCCUGGAUCUCAUCCUCCACUACGACUGCCUGCCUCGCCCCCUGCCGCCCGCCCACCCGCACGCGGCUCUCCUCUCCCGCCUGUCUGAGCCCGCGGAGGAUGCAUGGGAGGAGGACGGGGAGGGGGCGGUGGUGGCGGUGUGGAAGCCAGGGAGGGGGCGCAACAGCAGCAGCAGCAGCGGCGGCGGUGCGGGGGGAGGAGGAGGCGGGCGGCUGGGCAGGGCGCGGGAGCUGCUGGAGCGGGUGAAGGCGGGGGAUGUGUAUCCGUGUGUGGGGGAGGUUGCGCAGCUGCCGUACGGCGGCAAGCAGUGGGAGGCGGAAUUGGAAAAGGCAUUCACGGAGGCCAACGUCGCCUCGUACGGCAACAGCAACGGUGUCGUUCAACUAACACCCGACAUCCUCAAGGUCCACAUUGUGAAGCUGGAUUACGGCAAGAAGGGGGGAGCGAACCCGAUAGAUGGGGUUGGGUUUUACCCGGAUGCCCGCUGUACGGCACCCCGGCGUGCUGACGAGGCCAUGCUGGCGGGUCUGCAGCUGCCGGAGUACUUCGAGGAGCGCACCCUGCGAGUCUACGUCUGCACCUCGUCCUCCUCCCCCUCCGCCGCCGCCCUGCGCGCCGCCGCCUUCGCUGCCUUCACCCGCUGGUGCGAGGCGAACCGGGGGCUGCUGCUGGGGGCGUGGGGGGCGGCGGGGGGCCGGCAGCAGCCCUGCAGGAGCCGAGUCAUGCCCCGGCGGCUGGAGGGGGAGGUGGAGGCGGCCCUGUUUGGGCUGCCGGGAAUUGCAUGCGGGGCGCGACAGGCGGCGAUGCUCGCAGCCGACCCGCACCAGCCCCCAACACCCGCCAUGCUACCGCAGCAGCUACCGCAGCAGCAGCAGCGGCAACAAUACAAACGGCAAUGCAGCAGCCGCCACUCCGCCGGUCGCUGCGGUGGAGAUGAUAGCAACAACAACGGCGGCGGCGGCGACGGUUGCUUUGCUGGUGCUGGUGCUGGUGGUGAUGAUGCAAGCGCGGGCAAGGGUGUAGAACAGGAGCAGGAGCAGCGGGAAGAGGAGGAGGAGGAGGAGGAGGAGGAGAUGGAUGUGAUUGAGCUCAUGACUAUGAUGGUGGGGGGUGUGAAGCGAGGGCGAGAUGAGCUGGGGUCGCCAACCGCCUCCUCCUCGCCUGCCUCUUCGCCGCCCGCUUCCCCCACCCGAACGCGCUGAGCUGAUGUUUAUGAUGUUGACACGCAUCGGAGUUGCCGCAGCCGACCCGCAGCCGACCCGCACCGAUGAUGGUGUUGCUUGCACGCCAAGGCAGAAGGUAGCUGUGGCAGCAGCAGCAGGGGCUGCUAGGGGGACUGCUGAAUGUGGCAGCAGCUAGGGGCAGCAGAGUUACACAUGCCCAGGCGGUAGGACGACAACGGCAACCCGGAUUGCGGCAAGAUACGUCCGUAGGACGUGUUUGAAAGUGAGUAGCGUGGGGCGCAUGGGCCUCUGAACAAGGUUAUUCAAUCCCACACAUGCCCUCGGGGAGGCGGCUGUGGUGGCUGGGUUGCGUGGGCGCUGGCGGGGCUGCGUGCCCUCGGAUGUAGCCGCGGCGAAUGGGUUGCCCGGUGACCGUUGUUGUUUUUUGGGGCAGUUGGCUUAAAUGUGACUGAGCUCGUCUGAGUACGUUUUGAACGCGACCAGGCAGGCACGUGUUGUGAGCUAUAUAUUAGACGUUGCCUGUUGAAUUAUUACGGGACUUGUUGGCUUGAAUUCGUACAAUUCGUCGCCCUUUGGGCGACCAGGCUUGCAACCGUUGAUUGUGUUGUUGUUGCCGGUUGACUGUUGACGGUUGACGAUGUUGCUGUACAUGUUGUGGUUUCGGUGACCCCCUUUUGUUAGCGACAUGGGACUCCACGGCCCCACGCUCGCUCCUGUCGAGUAUUAUAUACGCCUCGGCAAAGUGUAGCUGUGUGUUGUUCUGUGUCAUGUCGAACAGAUGGUAGGAAUGCGGGCGGUUAGGAGCUGGUGGCAAGUAUAAUUUGGCAAAUAUAAUCUGGCAAGUAUACUCUGGCUUAUAUCUAUGCGAGAUCUUACCAGUGCAGACGCCGCCGUUGCUUUGUAGAAGGCUCGUAAGAGGGUACGGUGCCUCGACCACGACCCAUGGGUCAACAAUAAGGCUAUUAGCGCACACAGGAGGAUGUCUCACUUUUACUGCGUGUACCUGACGCGCGAGGGACCAUGGACGACGAACAACCGACCCAUGGGUCUGACGUGCAUUUUCGUUGAAGACCGGCCGUUGACAAUUGUUCGCGCCCCUAAAGCGUUCGUGACGUCCUUUGCGACGGUUGUGAAGGGGCAGUUGGGCAGGUGGCUUUAGUGGCAGACUUGAAUCAGGUUAUCAGGUUCAUUAGCCCUGACAGGUUCAUUAGCCCUGAUAUGCCUGAGGGCCGUGUACCUGUUAGAGGGGCUGCCGCAUGCUGGGCAGCUCUCCCAAAGCAGCAGCUGGGAGCAUACGGGAGCUGCUGUUGUGAGUGUGAACAUGUGAAAUGUGAUGCUUGCGGCGCCCUGCCGGCCUGCAGAGGCGCAAACGUCCGUGCAUGCAUGCAUUUUCGGUUGCUAGUUGCGGUAAGAUUGCUACAACCGAGGCCAACGUGUGCUACUGUGUAUGUAUGACAGCGCAGCACACAGGGGCACGGGAAACCCGACCUUCCGUUUGUGACAUGAUGGCGUGUUGGUUUUUGGUGGGUGGCUUUUAGGAGGGCUUGACGCGAGUUCUGUUGUUGCGCGGCUGGAGAGGAGAAGGAUGUGUGGGAAAACACAGCCUGCCUGCCAGCAGGUCAAAGAUCUUCCUAUAUUGGCUGCUGUCUCUUGAAUGGGUUGUCCUUCCAUUGUUGAAUGGGUUGUAUCACAAGGGUUAAUGAAUCGUAUUCUGGUCUGUUGGAUUCUGCUGGGCACACGCACGUCGCACGCCCGCCGAUCGGUGCUGGCAAGCAAGGGUCCUAAGCAAGGAACCAGCAGUGUAUGGGUAACGUCAUGUUCUAUCCACUCCUGUCGUUCCUUGUACACAAGUUGACGAGUGCUUGCCGACCGCCUUGGACUACCGGGAUGUGCACUGCGGUAAUGCUUUGACGUGCACAUGCAAGCUCCUUCCGAGUGGCACAUUCAGGGCUGCGAGUGACUCAUGCGCGAUGCGAGGCUCCUGCACCGUCGUACGGUAGUCAUGCGUACCGGUAUUACAGUGUUAAGAAGGCUGGUCGUCUGUGUGUCUGCUUACAAGACUGGGCGAUACAGUGGGCCCCCUCCGCGGGCCGCUAG
This is a messenger RNA of Astrephomene gubernaculifera, 4515 nucleotides long. The record is from the annotation of a GenBank genome assembly. Lineage: Eukaryota; Viridiplantae; Chlorophyta; Chlorophyceae; Chlamydomonadales; Astrephomenaceae.